This is a messenger RNA of Helianthus annuus (common sunflower), 1077 nucleotides long. RefSeq names its product replication protein A 70 kDa DNA-binding subunit B-like. The transcript has 8 exons. The record is from RefSeq and is a predicted model, not a curated record. Gene Ontology annotation, biological process: DNA replication; DNA repair; DNA recombination. Gene Ontology annotation, molecular function: DNA binding. Bases 1 to 1077 code for a protein of 358 amino acids. Gene Ontology annotation, cellular component: nucleus. NCBI's taxonomy places the organism in Eukaryota, Viridiplantae, Streptophyta, Magnoliopsida, Asterales, Asteraceae.
AUGGAACAACCAGCCAUCACGUUGCUGAAAAAUUUGAAUCUCAACCAGGAUGACUAUACCAUCAAAGUUCGCAUUGUCAGACUAUGGAGUCGAGCAGCCUUCAAUGAUCCUCGAAAGGUUUAUUGCUAUGAUAUGAUUUUAAUGGACGAAGAAGGGAUGAAAAUUCAAGCCUUUGUCUUAGCCAAGACUGCAAGAGAGUAUGAACAUUUGUUGAAGGAGAAGCAAUGUUUGUUCAUCCGUAAUCCUUCAUUAGGCGAGAAUCGACAGAAAGUGAAGUAUGUUCAUAUUCCGACGAAGAUUAAUCUAAACAACAACGCAAUAGUUUCGGUUUGUGAUGAACCUGUUGGUACUGAGUGGGGAUUCGACUUUUCUCCUUUUAGUUCUGUUGUUGAAGACCCGACUGACGACAACAAGUCCUUUAAAAGUCCUAUUGACGUAAUUGGUUUUGUCGUUAAGAGUUUUCCUUAUGAUCUAAAAGAGGAUACCAAAGACGAGAAACAAGAAAAGAAGCUAACAUUCAUGCUUCAGGAUUUAGAAGGGAAGCAAAUAUAUGUUACUCUUUGGGAUGCUUAUGCUGAACAGAUAUUGGAUUUUGAAAGGGACAAUCAAGAUGAAAAAAAUGUCGUUGUAAUUGUGCAAUUCGGAAAAUACAGGUUCUGGGGAGGGUAUCUUUAUGUUUCAAAUCUCUACACUGUCACUCGCGUGUUGAUCAACGCUGAAAUUGAUGACAUAUUAACUUUUAAGAAGAGGUUCCUUUCAAACAUUACCCCUGAAACGUCUUCCACCUUUUCUAGAUUGAGUUCCUCCAGAAUAAAGGAUCCUACUGAAGAGUAUCUUUCAGAUUUUCAGUUCAGUACUAUUGGAGCUUUAAAUCAAAUUUCGGAGUUUGUAAUUAUUGUCGGAACUAUAAAGAGUUUUGCUUCCGAGGAUUCUUGGUUUUACAAUGCUUGCAGAAAUUGUAAUCGAGCAGUCACCACAAAAACAAUUUCAAAAGAAAAGCAAGAUGGUUCCGAUGGUUUUGAAGAUAUUGUGGUUCUGGAGUGUAAGGACGAUGGCUGUAACAGAUCAGGGUUCUGA